Messenger RNA from Ambispora gerdemannii, 1029 nucleotides. The record is from the annotation of a GenBank genome assembly. NCBI's taxonomy places the organism in Eukaryota, Fungi, Glomeromycota, Glomeromycetes, Archaeosporales, Ambisporaceae.
AUGAAUCCAGUAAAUAAGAUACACAUCGUGGACCUUUUAGGUCCUGGCGAAACUUUGGAAAUGUAUCGAGACGAUUAUGAUGAUUUGGCGACGACAUCGGUGACAACGACGAAUUUCAAUGAUAUUACUGAUGAACCUCCAAAGACACCAAUAAUGUCACCAAGUUAUUGUAGUAAUGUUGGUGAGGAUAAUAACAAUGAUAAUAAAGGUGGCAGCGAUAAAGACGACAGUGAUAAAGACGGCAAUAACAAAAAUCAGAUAUUCUCUACGCCGCCUCCACGAAAUCAACCACUUCCAGUUUCUUUUUUUGAAACGCCAAAUACAUCUCCAAUAACUGAACAAAGAAAUCCACCCAAUACCAUUAAUACUCCUUCUCCAAAACUCAUUCACCCUUUCUCCAAUUAUUUUCCAAACAAAACACCACCACCGCCGCCGCCUCUAGUGUCUCCCCCUCCUCGUUCAUCAAUCAUGGAUCCUAAAAUCGAUCCUUCAACUUUACGCACCCCAGAAAUGCGGAAGGUUUCUACUUCAAAGUCACCUCAAUGGUAUUAUAGUUCAGUUAGUUCGCGUCAUUUUCAUUCGUCAUUUGAGCCUACACCUAUUAGUGGUUACGAUAAUUUUUCGUAUUCUCCCGUCUCACCGACACCUUCAUGGAGCGACUUUGAACAAAAAUAUCAAAAAAAAAUUCCGGAUGAUGAGAAAAUAAAAAUUGAUGAAAUUAAUCAUUUUCCUUCGUCACCAUUAUUGUUAAUACCAUCCCCCUCACCCUUAUCUAAAUCAAAUUCAACUCAAUCAAUCAAAAGAUUGUUCAAUGGAAAGAGUCUAAAUGAAAAUAUCUUGACUGAUCAAAAAGAUUAUUUCGAUUUAGAAUCUUUUCCAUUUGUUGAGAGUAAUACAAAAUCAUUGUCGAAAGAAAAACAUCGUCGUCGUCAUCGUCAGCAUCAUUUAUUAUUGUCGAAACAACUUCAGCAGGAGGCUAAUGAGUUUAAUAAUGGUUAUGAUGGAGAUAUUGAGUAUAUUGAUGAAUGA